AUGAUUAGCACAUCCUUCCAGAAGUUAUCCAUGGAGCUGCAUGAUUCCCAGUGGAGGACUGACAACUGCUGUGGUUGCUCCUGUUCCAGGGAUGGAAUUGACUGCUGCUCCAACUUUACGACACCAACUGGCUGUGAUGAAAGGAAGUAUGUAAGCAUUUUCAACAAGGAGACCUGCAAUGGUAAAGUAGUUGAGAAAGAUGAUCACUCAGAAGAUGCUCAGUCAACAAAAUACUUGCCGCUUUUUUGCUUGAUCCUUCUCUUCUCAAGGACUCUGUGUGAUGCUCGCUGUUACUUCAGACCAGCCAGCAAAUACGGGUGCCUUUCAAACAGAAACCUCUAUGUUUUUGGUGCGGUGUGGAAGACUGAAGAUUGUUACCAAUGCAGGUGUAAGAUGAAUGCAAUGAUUUGCUGCAGCUUGGUCGUAAUCCCCAAGAACUAUGACAGAGUGAACUGUGUGGGCCUAUUCCACAAGAAAAGCUGCUCCAUCCGAGUGGUGAAGAAGACUAAUCCUGACAUAAGCUGCAAAGUCUACAAUGGAGCUGAUUAAAACCGUGUGAUGUAUUUCUCCUCUUCCACACCUACCCUAGAAGUUGAACAUGCUCUGGAUCUGUCCCUUAGAAGAAAGCAGCAAGGCAGCAUGGUUUCAGGAGGAACGGGUUCACCUCGUGCCUUUUACAUCUCUAAUUGUGCCUCAUCUAUCUCAUUUCUGACACUAGGUGGUUUGUCUUAAUAACACACACAUUUGUAACCCAGCUUUACCACAGAUAAUUUUGUGACUUUUUUCCUGUUGGGAUCCAGAGCUAAAUAAAUUUUCACAUACAUCAAAUCACUGCUUUUCCUUCUAAGUAGUAACUGAAUGGUCUUGUUGAAAACAGAA
Molecule: messenger RNA, 879 nt
Organism: Falco peregrinus (peregrine falcon)
Lineage: Eukaryota; Metazoa; Chordata; Aves; Falconiformes; Falconidae
Product: beta-microseminoprotein-like
Exons: 6
Coding region: 1-549 (182 amino acids)
Source: RefSeq, a predicted model, not a curated record